Messenger RNA from Penicillium atrosanguineum, 1332 nucleotides. Its product is annotated as M20 family metallopeptidase. The record is from RefSeq and is a predicted model, not a curated record. NCBI's taxonomy places the organism in Eukaryota, Fungi, Ascomycota, Eurotiomycetes, Eurotiales, Aspergillaceae. Gene Ontology annotation, molecular function: hydrolase activity. Bases 1 to 1332 code for a protein of 443 amino acids. The transcript has a single exon.
AUGAAGCUCACCUCGUACCUGGCGGGCGCCACGGCUAUCACUGCCGCCUUCGCUUCUCCGCACCCCGCAUACGGGCAACAGCAACCCGUCGGCGAAUCGCUACCGUUCACUUACGCCGAAGACAAGUCUAAAAAUGGGCCAUCAAGUGUGGACAAUGCGAUCAGCAGUGAUCCCCUGCUUGCAUUCCAUAAGGACCUGGUCGAGAUUGAGUCGAUCUCCGGCAAUGAGCACGAUGUCGGCGUAUUCCUUGCGAAGUACCUCGCAUCGAAGGACUUCACCGUGGUGAAGCAAGAAGUAUCGCCCGUGAAGAAGGGUAAUGAAGACACUGGAGCUUCUAAGCCUCGCUUCAAUAUUUAUGCCUACCCUUCUUCUCUGUCGGAGCAGCCCUCCAUCCUCGUCUCAAGCCACAUCGAUACCGUCCCACCCUUCAUUCCAUACUCAGUCCACCAUGAUUCGGAGACCUAUGACAUCCAGUCUGACUUGGACGACCUCAUCGUGGCCGGCCGCGGCACCGUCGAUGCCAAGGGUAGUGUUGCCGCCCAAGUCUUCGCCGUACUGGACACACUCAAGAAGAACCCGGAUGCGAAGCUCGGUCUGCUCUUCGUGGUCGGCGAGGAAAUCGGCGGAGAUGGCAUGAAGGCCUUCUCCGAGUCGCAGCUGAACUCUGACAGUGCCUACCACACCGUUAUCUUCGGUGAGCCGACUGAGGCAAACCUUGUCUCCGGCCACAAGGGUAUGUUGGGCUUUGAGGUCCUCUCCCACGGAAAGGCCGCUCACUCCGGAUACCCGUGGCUUGGACGUAGCGCUGUGUCUGGUAUCCUGCCGGCGCUAAUGCGCGUCGAUAAUCUCGGCAACAUCCCAACUAGCGAGGGUGGUCUACCUUUUUCGCCUAAGUACGGAUAUACCACUCUGAACAUCGGUAAGGUUGAUGCUGGUGUCGCGACUAAUGUCGUCCCCGCUUCUGCUCGGGCCGAUGUCGCUGUGCGUCUUGCUGCUGGAACUCCGGACGAGGCCCGCGAGAUUAUUCGUCGGGCUGUUGAGGAUGCCACUCGGGAUGUGGAUGCCGAUGUGGUUGUUGAUUUUACAACUCACAAUGAGUCUUACGGACCUCAGGACUUAGACACAGAUGUUGACGGAUUCUCUGUCAUUCCUGUCAACUAUGGAACUGAUGUACCUAACUUGAAGGUCCGUUCUGGCGUGAAGCGCUAUCUUUAUGGGCCGGGAAGCAUCUUUGUUGCCCACGGUGAUAACGAGGCUCUCUCUGUGCGCGACCUCCGAGACGCCGUUGAGGGGUUCAAGAAGCUGAUUGACGCUGCUCUGGAGAGAGAUUGA